Molecule: messenger RNA, 419 nt
Organism: Staurois parvus
Lineage: Eukaryota; Metazoa; Chordata; Amphibia; Anura; Ranidae
Source: the annotation of a GenBank genome assembly
GGAUCCCUUUACACAUUUGCAUGCUUUAGGCACUGUUUCUCAAUCUUAUUUCGGUCAAGGCACCCUUUACAAUUAUGGACAGUCUUGAGGCACCCUUUAAAACUAUGGACAGUCCUGAGGCACCCUUUAACCUUAUGGACAGUCCCAAGGCACCCUUUAAAAUUAUGGGCAGUCCCAAGGCAUCCUUUAAAAUUAUGGACAGUCCCGUUGCACCCUUUAAAAUUAUGGACAGUCCCGAGGCACCCUUUAAAAUUAUGGACAUUCCCGAGGCACUCUUUAAAAUUAUGGACAGUCCCGAGGCACCCUUUAAAAUUAUGGACAUUCCCGAGGCACCCUUUAAAAUUAUGGACAGUCCCGAGGCACCCUUUAAAAUUAUGGACAUUCCCGAGGCACCCUUUAAAAUUAUGGACAGACUUGAG